Radiomyces spectabilis is the source of this 588-nucleotide messenger RNA. RefSeq lists its product as uncharacterized. The transcript has a single exon. The record is from RefSeq and is a predicted model, not a curated record. NCBI's taxonomy places the organism in Eukaryota, Fungi, Mucoromycota, Mucoromycetes, Mucorales, Radiomycetaceae. Bases 1 to 588 code for a protein of 195 amino acids.
AUGUCCAAAAUCCCAUUUGCUCCUCCGAUCCACGCCGAUGAUGUGGAUACGAUGGCCGCGUUUGUCCAGGAUCUUACCGUGACACGCUUAUGGAUCUACGAAAUCAUUGAAAAAACACGGUUACGGACGGUCAUGGACAAGGUGCGUAACUGCAUGUGGGAUAUUUCGACGACCGACCAAAUGCUACUGAAAGAAUAUGAGAAACACCAAGGUGGAGAUUGGUGGUGGGAUCGCGAUCCACACUCGGAUCAUUGGGUCGAUGCGAAGAUACGGAGCAUGCGACCACGAAGUAUCACUCUGUGCGUUCUUUUGACGCGACUGCUGAUGAUGGCUUCCUUACUGCAAUGUUGCAUCGACCAUCUCACCUAUUUCAUGUACGGUAUUCCACCCCAGUUUCAAAAGGAGCUUGAGCUGGAACUUGAGCUCUCAUUGACGGAAACAUGGUAUACCCUACUUGGUGACGAUGUCUACCUCUUGGAAAAAGAUCGUGAAAAAUGGCAGCAGAAAAUGACUUUCCUUCUACGGUCUCUGUGCACGGAUGGCCAUUGUGGGGCGUCUUUUGCGACUACAACUUUUGAACCAUCAUAA